This is a messenger RNA of Physeter macrocephalus (sperm whale), 2141 nucleotides long. RefSeq names its product dipeptidase 1 (gene DPEP1). The transcript is spliced from 12 exons. Gene Ontology annotation, cellular component: plasma membrane. Gene Ontology annotation, biological process: proteolysis. Gene Ontology annotation, molecular function: metallodipeptidase activity. Lineage: Eukaryota; Metazoa; Chordata; Mammalia; Artiodactyla; Physeteridae. The record is from RefSeq and is a predicted model, not a curated record. Bases 684 to 1916 code for a protein of 410 amino acids.
GGAGCCAGGCCAAGGACAGGUCCGGGCCGGCUGGCGGCGGCUUCUCCGGGCGGAUUCCUGAGCCCUGCCCGCACCUCGCGGGCUUCCGGGAAACCUCACCCCACCCCCUGAGGGGCCUCGAUCGAGGCCAAGGAAAUGUGGACGCUGCCUGGAGACCCUUUGUCUUCAGGUGCGUGGGGGGCAGGGCGGCGGUGCCCCGUGUGAAGGGGGAGACGUUCAAGUUCAGCCUGCCUGGCAAACGCGCAGGAGCUAUGGGCAAACGCUCCUCGGAUGCUGCCGCUCGGGGCAGCCUUCCGGCGGUCCGGCAGUCAUCUUUGACCCACAGAGGAGCCGCUGGGAGCUGACCGGGCAGGAGCCCCAGGUGGGCCCGAUGGAAUCGUACAGCGUUAACCGAGCACUUCCUCCAGCUGGUAAUCCGGAGUCGACUCACGCCCAGCCGCGGAGCGGGCCCGAACCCGCUGCUCUUCCCCAGCGCCUCCGGGUCAGGGCCGCCUUGGUUUGGCCUGUGAGACCCAGGGCGGGAGAGCCGGCCAGUGCCCGCCGGACUCGGAGCCACAGAACCAGGUUCUGGCAGCCUCAGCGUUUGUGGUAGUUUUUCGGCGGCGAUAGAAAACUCCUGCAGGACGGCCGGUCAGGACAGACGCACAGGAGCAGCAGGACAGCGCGUCUCUGGGGACCGUGCCAUGUGGACCAGCUGGUGGUUGUGGCCCCUGGUGGCUGUCUGCUCUGCGGACCAGUUCCGGGACACAGCGGUGAGGAUCAUGCAGGGCACGCCUGUCAUUGACGGGCACAAUGACCUGCCCUGGCAGCUGCUGAAACUGUUCAACAAUCAGCUUCAGGACCCGAGGGCCAACCUGACCAGCCUGGCCCACACGCACACCAACAUCCCCAAGCUGAAGGCUGGCUUUGUGGGGGCCCAGUUCUGGUCUGCGUACACGCCCUGUGACACCCAGAACAAGGAUGCCGUGAAGAGGACGCUGGAGCAGAUCGACGUCAUCCACCGCAUGUGCCAGCUGUACCCCGAGACCUUCCUGUGCGUCACCGACAGCACAGGCAUCCGGCAGGCCUUCCGGGAGGGAAAGGUGGCCAGUCUGGUCGGCGUGGAGGGCGGCCACUCCAUCGACAGCAGCCUGGGCGUCCUGCGGGCGCUCUACCACCUGGGCAUGCGGUACCUGACUCUCACCCACAGCUGCAACACGCCCUGGGCCGACAACUGGCUGGUGGACACGGGAGAAGACAAGGCCCGCAGCCAAGGCCUGUCACUCUUUGGGCAGAGCGUCGUGAAGGAGAUGAACCGCCUGGGCGUCAUCAUCGACUUGGCCCACACGUCCACGGCCACCAUGAAGGCCGUGCUGCAGCUGUCCGAGGCCCCCGUGGUCUUCAGCCACUCCUCGGCCUACAGCGUGUGCCAGCACCGGCGCAACGUACCCGACGACGUGCUCCAGCUGGUGAAGCAGACGGGCAGCCUCGUGAUGGUGAACUUCUACAAUGACUACGUUUCCUGCAGAGCGGAGGCCAACUUGUCCCAAGUGGCAGAUCACCUGGACCACAUCAAGAAGGUGGCGGGGGCCGGAGCCGUGGGCUUGGGUGGGGACUACGAUGGCGUGUCCAGGCUCCCCUCGGGGCUUAAGGACGUGUCCAAGUAUCCAGACCUGGCCGCCGAGCUGCUGAGGAGACGGUGGACUGAGGCCGAGGUCAAGGGCACCCUGGCAGGCAACCUGCUGAGGGUCUUCGAGGCGGUGGAGCAGGCGAGCAGUCACACGCGGGCUCCCGGCGAGGAGCCCAUCCCGUUGGGCCAGCUGGAGGCCUCCUGCAGGACCAGCUACGGCUACUCAGGGGCCCCCAGCCCCCACCUCCAGCCGGGGGCCCUGCUGGCCUCCCUCGCGCUCCUCGUCCUCUGCCUGUGUCCCCUCUGACGCCCUGGGUGCUAGAACGGCAGCGACUCCCUGUGCGCUCAGACCGGCCUGUCCUGGGCAGCGCAAAACACAGGCACAGCGGACCCUCAAUAAAGUCGCCGGUCCUCUGAGUCUCGUGUCUUCAGCACCCUGGCCCUGGAGGGGGCUCCUGGCUGGACACCAGACACAGGAGUGCCUGACUCCUGAAGGUCAGGGCCACAGGGGUCAGGGUCUGAGAGGCUUUUC